UAAUCAAGCCAUAAAUGAUGAGAAAUUAAGUUAUGAAACGUAAAGUCUUGUUUAAAAGGACGAAAUAAUAAAAAAUGUUUUAAAAAGAAUGUUCCACGAACCAUAUAAUUCGCGUUAUUACGCACAGUUGAAAAGAAACAGAAGCUUGGCUACCUACAAUUGAAAGCAGAGCGUGAUUCUGUUUGAGAGAGAGAGAGAGAGAGAGAGAGAGAGACGUUAGGGAGUUUUUGGAUCGUCAUUUCUCCACGGUAGUUUCACAGUGUGACUGAGAAGGCGAUGAGGAAAACCGGACCCUUUUCAUUAGUGUUUCACUACUGUUCUUGUGCCAUGGGAAUAUUGGUCGGAUCUACUGAAAUGUACAGACACUCUUCGAAAUGAUGAGCGGUCCACACGCGACUUUAUUUAUGGAGAGUUAGUGCGUUAUUUCUUAAAGUGCACCGGUUGCGUAAAAGCGCGUUUCCACGUUGAAGCCGUUCUGUUGGAUGUACCAUUUUGCGUUCUUUUUUCAUCAAGUUUUGCUUCUUUAAGUUAUGGCACUAUAUUCGUUCAACUUAUAUUCUCUGUUCGUAAUCACUUUGCCUGGAGUUAUUUUUGGAGCGGGAUCUUACGCAUCGCGAUACACUCAACAUGUGGACCAGAGUCAAGUACAAGCUGCACCAAGUGGAUCUAAGGUGACCAGUAGACACAGGAACUGGUGUGCCUACAUAGUGACACGAAGUGUGAGCUGUGUAAUGGAAGAUGGGGUGGAGACCUAUGUGAAACCUGAAUACCAGCGCUGUCCUUGGGGGCAGUGUUCCCAUGUGGUUUUGUAUCGGACUUUCAGAAGACCAAGAUAUAAAGUUGCCUAUAAAAUGGUGACCGAGAUGGAAUGGAAGUGUUGUAAUGGUUAUUCAGGUGAUGACUGCAAUGAUGUCACACACAUCGGUACAGGAAGACCUACAUCAACAGAUGCCGGGUCCAACCCAGAAAGUGGCCAAAAUGGUAAAGGUAGCGGUGAUACUGAUAAGAUCAGACAACUCGAGGAACAGAUUCAGAGGUUGAAUAAAGACCUUCACAACCUCCAGUCAAACUUACACAACAUGAAUCAAAAAAUACAUGAAGAGUCUCGAAGGACAACCAUAAGUGGUGGAAAUAAUCUGGCUGAUGCGGCCCAGACCAUUCACAGCAUCCAGACCAAACUGAACAUGCUUGACAACAUGACACAGGUCCACGACAAGACUCUUACCAGCAUCAACAACCAUCUCGAGGGUGGCGGAAACGAGUUAGACAGCCGUUAUGGGACACUAAAAGAGGAGAUUCUAAGGGAACUGGAACGGCGAGUGACGUUAUCCUGCUCUGCCUGUCAAACCGGAGUGGAGACCGUACAGACACAGCAACAGGAGGACAGAGAGAGGAUCCGAGCUUUGGAAAAGCACAUUACCAUGAUGGAACAGCAUCACCGGCAAACUGUGGAGAUGCUUGAAAGGGACCUGUCACGCUCUCAAGGUUGCUGUGACUCGCUGAGUGAUAUAAACAGAAAAGUCAGUUCCACAGCAGAGUCGUAUGAUAUUCUUAGAGAACGUCUUGAGAAGGAGUUGAGAGGAACAGGGGGCAAUGGGGGUCGGGGAAAAGCAUUCGAUGAGAAACUGAACAGCCGCCUUAGAGACCUGGAGAGACGAUUCAACGGGACCGCAAGAAAAAGCGAGCAAAAAUGCUCUCAUACCGAGACAAGCAUGAAAGAGUUUGUUCAACGAGAGAUCGGUCAGAUAAAGAACUCUCUCCUUAAUCGAGACGAUGAUCACGGUUACAGAAUAUCUACAAUAGAGAUAGAUGUCCAAGACUUGAGGGAUGCCAUUAAAGAUCACAAAAAUAAUGUGGAACAGCUAGGCAACAAAACAUUCGAUCUUGACAGCAGGCUUAAGUCAACCAUUGAUUUGUGCACCGAGACAUGUGGUCCUAAAGGGAGUGAGACAGCCGAUACUGUGAAAAGUCUGGAAUGGAAAGUCAUUGCCAAUGGGGAGGACAUUAAGACGUUUGACACCAAGCUGAAGGACUUAAGUGUGUCUGGUGACUCCCUUAUGAACCGUAUUAUAGAUCUAAGCCAUGACGUUAAAAAAAUUAAAGAUUGGACAGGAGACAAUGGAGAGAACUUCAACCAAAUUGUCGUAGAUGUGGAAAAUCUGGGACGUGAUUGUGACGUAUGCAUUUCGGUAGACACUGAACUUCACGACAUAAAAAACAUAACCAGCAACACUUUUAAAACAUUACAGGGAGAACUUAAAGAUUUACGUAAAAAGGUAGACUCUGAUGAGCAUGCUUGCUCGCAGGUUUGCUCAAACCUACAGGAGGAAGUUGGUAAACUGAAAGAAGAGGUUGAAAAAUGCACGGGGCAAUGCGAGAUCAACACAAUGGACCAUCAAAAGAAAAUCGAUAACCAAAAUACUUUAACUCGCAAGCUUGGCAAAGAUCUCAAGUCCGUUCAGGGUGAGCUCUUGGGGGUGAUCCAAACAUUCAACUCCAUCAAUGACUCUCUCAAAGAUCUCACCAACACCAUACAGAGGCAUGGCAACAUCAUUUCUGAUCUUGAUUCGUCUAAGGACAAAAUCUACUCCGAGUUAGAUCAGAUCCAUGAAGAUUUAGCUAAGCAUAUAGAAGACAGUAAAGGGCGCUUUGAUGGCAUUGGACGUGAUAUCAGUAGCUUCAAUACUAAUGUGAUGAUUGAGAUGGGUGAAUGCAAGCAUUCUCGAGAUGGGCUUGAAAAGAGGAUCUUGAAGAUGGAGGGUGUGUGCAGCAGACUGGAUUUAUUGUCAGAGAACAUUCAGAGGAUCAAAGAAGGGUUGAGCAAACAUGUCUCUGGGCUUUGGAUGUGUGUUAAUGAGCUUAACACUACAGUGAUCACUCAUGGUGAGGCUAUCAACAGCAUUCAAAAUGUUCAGUUGGAGAACUAUCAUGGCAUGACGAACCUCAACUCCUCCAUACUGCAUGUUCUCAAGGAGUUCAAGACCUUUACUGAACAGGACUUCACAGGACCAAUUGGACUCCCUGGUCCCAAAGGAGAGAAAGGACCCAAUGGACAACCUGGGUCACGAGGACCAACAGGCAGAGAAGGACCACAAGGAAAAGUAGGGCCAAUCGGACCGCCAGGUCUCAGAGGGGAAGAAGGACCUCCUGGAGCCGACGCCCAUGUCCCGAGACUGUCGUUCUCAGCAGCACUCACACGUCCACAAGCCAAUCCGGGCACCAUUGUCUUCGAUAAAGUCUUUGUUAAUGAAGCAAAGGCCUACAAUGCAAAGACAGGUAUUUUUACCGCACCAGUGAAUGGACGAUACUUCUUCAGCGCAGUCUUGACAGGUCACAAAAACGUUAAGAUAGAGGCAGUCUUGUCUAAAUCGAAUAACGGUAUUGCUCGUGGAGAUUCAGCUGGCUAUCAGCCCGAAGGCCUGGAGAAGCCCAUGGCUGAGGUGAGACACACUCCGGGCUCCCUGGUCAUCUUCAACAUCAUCCUACCUCUACAAGAGGGAGAAACGAUUUGUAUUGACCUGGUCACGGGGAAACUCGCCCACUCUGUGGAGCCGCUUACAAUCUUCAGUGGGAUGUUACUCUACGAGGAGACAGAGGAUAUAUUAUAAGAACUUUCUGAGGAACUAGUGAGGACAGUGAAAUCAACUGAUGUACAAAAUUCGUAUCUGGACAAACACAUGCAACACACAUACAUAAAUGUUUUACAUAUUUUUCAGUAUUGCAUCAAGAAUGUGAUACAGCAUGCAGUUUGCAUUUCUAACAGGUCACAAGAAUAGGACAUGGAUUCCUUUUUUAUAUAUUAUCAGAACAAUUGACAGAUUUUUUACUUUUAUCAUUUUUUUUAAGGCAGGUCAUAUAUGUUUAUAUAGGCUGUGUGAAAAGCACAAAUCAUUUUAUUUUAUUAAAGGCACGAAAUCACAUCAGACAUAAUUUCUUCCACCCACUGCAAGCUUGGUCACUGCCUCUCAAGAUGUGCGUACUUGUUCAUACUGCUGAAUCCAGAGUCAGAAGGCAAAUAUAUUUGCACACAAGAUCUAAAAUCUUUAUUAUUUCCAAUUUCCUCUCAGCAUGAAGCUUUUGAAUUUGUAGCAAAUUACGUCAUUCAACCUCCGAAUUUGGAAAAUCAUCUAUAAAAGGAUGAACAAAAAAGCAGGCUGUGCAGAGAGGGACUAUUUCAUGCCAGAUGCUAUAAAUAAGAAAACCUCUCUAGCACACGAUCCUGUAACUUUUCCAAAGCAAACUAUCAAAGUUGUUUAUGUUAGAUGGCAAAACAGAUUUCAACCCAUUUUUGUCAAUGUAUUUUAUUUUUCUCUUCUGACUGCAGAUGUUCUUAAAUGAACAAAGUAUAACAGCUCAGAAUCAGUAUCUUUGCGAGCCAUCUGUGCUAUCUUGGUGGUCUGUGUCUAAUGUUUUCUUUAAUACAAAGGGAUUUUUGAAGGGCUUUGCAUUGAAGAAUCAAGUACUUUGAGACCAUUCAGUCCAUUUUGACCGGGAAACGAGAGUCACUUCCUUAAAAGGAUCUAAAAAAUAUUACUUACGGUUUCAUUUUGCAGUAGCUCAACUGAUUUGUUUGACUUGGAAUUGGAAGCAGGUUCCAUGCUGUUAACUCUUAACCUGAAGCACAGAUUCACAUCUGAGUGUUUGAUAUCUGCUUUACUCUCACCACAGGCAUUACAUCGCAGUAUUAUAAUUCAGAAAAAGUGUUUACCAAACCAAAUAGUCCUCAGCCAAUACUUUUUUACUAUCAAUAUGUUUCUCACUAAAUGUUGGGUGUUGAAUAUUCAGUAUAUUUGCAAUGUUGGUUUUUAAAUAAAAAAGAUAUAAUUUUACACAAA
This is a messenger RNA of Triplophysa dalaica, 4835 nucleotides long. RefSeq names its product elastin microfibril interfacer 1a (gene emilin1a). Lineage: Eukaryota; Metazoa; Chordata; Actinopteri; Cypriniformes; Nemacheilidae. Gene Ontology annotation, molecular function: protein binding. The coding region runs from base 531 to 3608 and encodes 1025 amino acids. The transcript is spliced from 8 exons. The record is from RefSeq and is a predicted model, not a curated record.